Messenger RNA from Prunus armeniaca (apricot), 1293 nucleotides. NCBI's taxonomy places the organism in Eukaryota, Viridiplantae, Streptophyta, Magnoliopsida, Rosales, Rosaceae. The record is from the annotation of a GenBank genome assembly.
AUGAUUCACACCGCAGUUAAGCUGUCACGAGCUGGGGCUACCGUUGCUCGAACCGCCAAGCUCGGGACCUCCCUCCUUCAACGAUCACCACAGUCCAGACUAGUUCACGAUGGGAUCAACAACUCAAACGCCAACCCUGUUGCUCUUCAGAUGAUCAACUACGCUCUCUCUCAUGCCAGGUCCCAGAAAUCAGAUGAAUCGUAUGCACAAGGUCUACUUGUAUUGGAACAGUGCCUUUCGACUCAGCCAAGUGAAGGGCAGGACCCUGCUGGUGAUAAUUCAAGGGGAAUGGUUUUAUUGGCCAUGUCCACUUUAUCAUCUGAAAGUGGAAAUUUUGAUGAAGCAAUGGAUAAACUGCAAAAAGUUCAAGACUUGACCAGCUCUUCAAUUGGUGUCAGGGUUGCCGCCUUGGAGGCUCUUGUUGGACUUCACUUAGAGUUGGAGCAGGAUGAUACCUCAUCAGUGCUCGCAGAUAAAUGCUUAGAACUGUUGGUGAAGAACGAACCUGGAUCUAAUGGUGGAGAUUCUGAGGUUAUACAUGCUCGUGCUAGAGCAGUAAAAGGGCUUGUUGAGCUUGUUCAUGGUAAUACUGUGUCAGCUGAGUCUUUCUUUCGAGGACUUAAGGACAACCUGGAAAUCACCGGUAGUGCUGCUUUAUCCUAUGGAGAAUUCUUACAUGCGUCACAGAAAUUUUCAUUGGCAAAGGAUGUCUACCAGAAUGUUAUUCAAGGGGGGUCCAAGAAUAAAGAGUUCAGUAACUCAAAUGCAUUGGCAGCCUGUAAUAUGUCACCAGAGGAAGUUUCCCUUGCUGCUACAUGUGCUUUGGGACAGCUUGAGGCUCACUUGGGGAACUUUGCUGAUGCCGAGGAGAUAUUGACUAGGGCUUUAACCAUAACAGAGGAACAUUUUGGCUCUCACCAUCCCAAGGUUGGUGUUGUUUUAACCUGCAUAGCUCUCAUGUUUCGGCGUAAAGCAAUGCUAGAGCAUUCUAGUGCUCUUUUGAUUCAAGAGGGCCUUUAUAGAAGGGCGAUAGAGUUGCUGAAAGCUCCACCAUUUGAGACCAAAGGUACUGAAGCAAAGGUAGAUAGAAGUGAUAUAGUGGCCCUUGCAAGAGGCGGGUAUGCAGAAGUACUUUGUGUCCAACAGAACCGAAAGGAUCAAGGAGAAAAAGAGAAGAGUUGGGCAGAGGCUAUAUGGAGAAAUCGCAGGCUGUCAUUGGCCCAAGCACUGGACAUAUCUAAUACCAAUUCAGAAGUUCCAAUUAUAGAUGCUCGAAUCAGCAGGGUCCUGUAA